Molecule: messenger RNA, 2322 nt
Organism: Colletotrichum destructivum
Lineage: Eukaryota; Fungi; Ascomycota; Sordariomycetes; Glomerellales; Glomerellaceae
Product: Putative insulin-induced protein family
Exons: 3
Coding region: 948-2099 (383 amino acids)
Biological process (GO): sterol biosynthetic process
Cellular component (GO): endoplasmic reticulum
Source: RefSeq, a predicted model, not a curated record
CCAAGAUCCCUUCUCCCUCUCCUCUCGCUUUCUCACCUUUUCUUCUUUUGCCUCUCGGUCCCGUCUGCCGCAUCUCUAUUCUCGGGGAUAGGGAGCCACCCGUCUUACUUGCGCCCGAUUCUGCUGGCGUUACUGGUUCUCCCCCCUCAAGCCACACAACGCAGAGACCACACCACCACCACGCCAACAUCCCCCUCUUCUCGUCCGUCGCCCGCAUCUGUUUUAACGUCGUGUCUCGUCGGCAAGCAAGACGCGCCAGCUGCACGUACCGCACUCCGACAUACGCACGCGCACUCGCACGCACACACGGCCUUUACAGACUAGACCAGGCCACUCAUGCUGACUUGGCUGCCACGGACACCAGCAAGCCACGGCGAACCGACCUCUGAGGGAUGAUGCCAACGCCUCCUACUCCUUCAUUCCCGUCGCCUAAACGCAUUUCCAUUUUCGUCACAUUGCUACCAGGUGGCCUUGAUUGGUCCCUUUUGCAUAUUGGUCUUGCCUCCUCUUGAUCUCCUCUUCUCAUCCCUCCACUCUUCCCACCGCCCACGAGAACCUUGCCAGGGGUUUGUCUAGCAUCAGCUCCUCCGAGCUCGACCUUUCAUGCUCCAUAGCCAGCUCGUCGUAUCUCCCAACAAUUUUUAAACUCUGGACCAUACCUUAUAGUCUCUACACAGCUCCUGCGCGUAAGGCCAAUUCCACCCUCCUCCUCCUCCGCCGUUCGUCCCAAUUGUUCGCCCAUCUCUAGCUUGAGGCUGUUCAGCAGCCCACGUGAGCCGAGACACUUGCCCCCUCGUCUGAACUUGCCUGUGACGACCACAAAUCCUUUCACGAGGACGCUUGCGGGGACAGUCGACCCUUUUACAUAAACGCUCGACGUUGGCGGUCAUCUCCUCUCCCAACAAUUUCUACUUAUUCACCCACGGAAUCGACUCAAAAUCAGCAUCAUGUCUGAGGAAGGCCCCCGUCUCAUACGGCCUAUCCCCCGUCGACCAUUCGACUUUAACCGCACGAACCCAACCCCUCCAGAAGACGACUCCUCCUCACCCAGCCCCAACCCCGAGAUCGAUCUGUCUAAACUAUAUAAUGGCCCCGCACCGUCUUCGGAAUCCGGCUCCGGUUCCAUACCACGCGCACAGUCUGUGUUGAACUUAACCGGCUCGACGCUCUUCGGCAUAUACUCCCCAACGUCGUACGGCAAGGAUCGUUGCUACAAUGACCGGGAUGAGCCGGAAACCCCUUGGGGAACUGGGGCUCAGACGCCAAUCAAGCGGGCGAGUGUCGAUGAUACUACGUUCGAGCUCAUGAAGGAUCGGUCGAACAUCAUGCGCCGGCAGUCGUCGUACCGGAACGGGGGCAACGCGCCAUCUUCAUCGACCGCAGCUACCGCGCUGUUUACCAUCUCUCGAGUUGGACUGCUUUUCGUGAUCGGUAUGGGGUACGGAAUGAUGGUCACGAGGUUGCAGGAUGAACACAGAUUCUCUUCCUUCCAGGUAGAAACCAUGAUUAAGCCCGGCUACGACUGGCAGUACCUGACACUGUGGGGCUUAUCUGGUGUGGUACUCGGCGGCCUCCUUCCUUGGUUUGACGGCGUUUGGGAGGAUACCUUUGGAAAGGAAGAACAGAUCGGCACCUUGCAAGAAGAUGUCAGCCCGGUAAAGGACUGGGCUCUAGUCGUCCGCAGCAUCGGCGCUUUUGUCGGCAUUGUUUUCGCCAUCCGUAAGCUUCCAUGGGCAUCGACUUUGCAAGUAUCCCUUACGUUGGCGCUGGUAAACCCAUUUCUAUGGUACUUGAUUGAUCGCUCAAAACCCGGCUUUCUACUUUCGGCCGCCGUUGGCCUUGCCGGAUCAGCGAUGCUGAUGGGCAUCAACCCUGACGUGAUGCCAACCCCGUCUUCCCUAACCUAUCGUAACGAGUCGGAGAGGGCCUACUCGGAACCGGUUGCUCUCGGGGGACUCGCUAGCCAGAAGACCAUUGAGACCGGGAUUUGGAUGCUAAGUGUUCUGUUCUGCAGUUGCGUCUGCUUUGGAAACAUUGGUAGGCGGUUGGCACUGAACAAAUCGGCCACCGCACGUGGGCGAUGGGCCGGCAUCAGAUGAAAGAUAACGUCGGUGUAAGAAUGGCUUGCUUGUACUGGGAGCCCGAGAUUUCAGAUCAUGAGGUGUGUUUCUUUUCGGUUGGACGGAACUUCUCGGGAUAGGUGGGACAAAAUAUGGCGGCAUACCCAGUCGGAUAGGGACCCUCAGGGCGACGAAUGUCAUCAAAGCUCUGUAUUGUUUGAGAGGCAGCAUAAUGAGACUCCAGCGCUGAGACUCUGCCGCC